Molecule: messenger RNA, 1167 nt
Organism: Ochotona curzoniae (black-lipped pika)
Lineage: Eukaryota; Metazoa; Chordata; Mammalia; Lagomorpha; Ochotonidae
Product: aldo-keto reductase family 1 member A1
Exons: 9
Coding region: 189-1166 (325 amino acids)
Biological process (GO): aldehyde catabolic process
Cellular component (GO): cytosol
Molecular function (GO): aldose reductase (NADPH) activity
Source: RefSeq, a predicted model, not a curated record
CCUCCCGGCUCCUUCCCGGAGAGUCCACCCUGCGCGGGAUCCCGGAUGCCCGGCUCUCGGACCUCCCUCCGGGCGGAGCUUCCUCCUCACCGCCACACUUAAGCUGAGGCGGCUCGGCCCCGUGGUGAGGCGUGGGCUUGAGUCCCGGUGACGCUAGUGUGUUCUGGCUGUGUUUUGCUCAGGGGACAAUGACAACUUCCAGUGUCCACCUGCACACUGGGCAGAAGAUGCCCCUCAUUGGUCUGGGCACCUGGAAGAGUGAGCCUGGCCAGGUCAAAGCAGCUGUGAAGUAUGCCCUUAGUGUGGGCUACCGCCACAUCGACUGUGCUGCUGUCUAUGGCAACGAGGCUGAGAUUGGGGAAGCCCUGAAGGAGAACGUAGGACCAGGCAAGGCAGUGGCUCGGGAGGAGCUCUUUGUGACAUCCAAGCUAUGGAACACCAAGCACCAUCCCGAGGAUGUGGAGCCUGCCCUCCGGAAGACGCUGGCUGACCUGCAGCUGGAGUAUCUGGACCUGUACCUGAUGCACUGGCCUUAUGCUUUUGAACGAGGAGACAACCCCUUCCCCAAGAACGCUGAUGGGACUGUGCGCUAUGAUUUCAUCGACUACAAGGAGACCUGGAAAGCAAUGGAGGCGCUAGUGGCGAAGGGGCUGGUGCGGGCACUGGGCCUGUCCAACUUCAACAGCCGGCAGAUCGACGACGUGCUCAGCGUGGCCUCGGUGCGCCCGGCUGUCUUGCAGGUGGAAUGCCACCCAUACCUGGCACAGAAUGAGCUCAUUGCCCACUGCCAUGCACGUGGCCUGGAGGUGACUGCCUAUAGCCCUUUGGGCUCUCCAGACCGUGCUUGGCGCGAUCCUAAUGAACCUGUCCUGCUGGAGGAACCUACCGUGCUGGCACUGGCUGAGAAGUAUGGCCGAUCUCCAGCUCAGAUCUUGCUCAGGUGGCAGGUGCAGCGGAAAGUCAUCUGCAUCCCCAAGAGUGUCACUCCUUCCCGCAUCCUGCAGAACAUCCAGGUGCUUGACUUCACCUUGAGCCCAGAAGAGAUGAAGCAACUGGAUGCCCUGAACAGGAAUUGGCGAUAUAUUGUGCCCAUGCUUACGGUGGAUGGCAAGAGAGUUCCCAGAGAUGCCGGACACCCUCUGUACCCCUUUAAUGACCCAUACUGAG